This is a messenger RNA of Phlebotomus papatasi, 6331 nucleotides long. RefSeq lists its product as uncharacterized. NCBI's taxonomy places the organism in Eukaryota, Metazoa, Arthropoda, Insecta, Diptera, Psychodidae. Gene Ontology annotation, biological process: DNA replication. Gene Ontology annotation, molecular function: nucleotide binding; DNA-directed DNA polymerase activity; DNA binding. The transcript has 2 exons. The coding region runs from base 1 to 3789 and encodes 1262 amino acids. The record is from RefSeq and is a predicted model, not a curated record.
AUGAGUGGAAACAAUUUCGAAAUACCGAUGGAGAUUCCUGCCCCAGAGACGCAAUUCGUGAAGUUUCUUCAGAGAGUUAAAUCAUUCAACAAACGCUUUAACAUCGUCCAAGUUGAGCUCAGUUUCCAACUAAGAUGUCCUACUACGAACACCUGUACGGAUUGGCUGAACAAGGCUUUCAACGAAGUUAUUGAAACUAUUCAAAAGGAAGGCGAUCAGGGAGACAAAGUAAUCCUUGAGAUAUUUCUUGAGGAGAACUCUCUAAAUAAACCCAUAUUUUUGGGUCUUCGCCCCCUGGCCUCUUUAUCAGCAGACGCUGUGUUUUCAGCUCUAGAGAAAGUGUAUCAAAGCACAAUAGUAUUCAAUAUAGCAGAUGUUCUAGGCGUUAAAGCUUAUCUGCUACCUCAAAUGGAAGGACGAGGAAGACACCAUAACCCAACCAGAAUGAAUCUGUCGGAGAUGAGGAAGUAUAAACAGAAGAGUAUUGUAGACAUCUCAGGACCAUCUAAUUGUUUACCAACCUCAAUUGUUGUUGGUAAGUGCCUUUUAAUAAAUAAUAAUGAAGAGCGAAAAAAACAAUUAGAUCGUCUUAAACGAUAUCCUACAGUUCUAAAAAAAGAAGUUCUUCAAUUAAUUAAAAAUGUAGGCGGGCCUGUUAGUGAAGAGGGUUCAUACGGGCUUGAUUUUGUCAAUAGAUUUGACAAAAAAUUUGGCAAUCAGUUUAGAAUAAAUAUUUAUGAUGACGCGGGAAAUUUUGAAAGCAUAGCAUAUAAAUCGCGGAGGACCCAGGAAAAUCAUAAAAAAGUUAUUAAUUUAUUUUAUAAUAAAGCAGAACGACAUUAUUUUUGUAUUAAAUCAGUCAAGGGAUUUUUUGGCUUUAACUAUCAAUGUGAUAUUUGCGACAGUUUAUACAAUAGGAGCCAUAUCUGUCCUGAGACGUGCAAAUACUGCACCAAUACCCCACCAUGUCCCUCUGUCAGGGAUAUGAUCCCCUGUAUUGCCUGUAAUCGAUCAUUCAGGGGUACUAAUUGUCUUCAACACCAUAUUGAUAAGGGGGUAUGCAACACUAGAAAAUUGUGCGAUCAAUGUUUUACCAUGUUUGAUCCCAAGACUCCACAUGAUUGUAAUUCACGAACUUGUGAUAUUUGCUUCAAAGUUUGCCCACUUCCACAUUUUUGCUAUAUGCAAGAAUUUAAGAAAAAACCUUCAACGGAAUAUACGCUAAUUUUCUAUGAUUUUGAGUCAGAGUUUGUAGAUAUUGGGAAUGGAUUUUCAAAACAUGUUCCGAAUCUCUGUAUAUCAUACACAGUAUGUCACAUGUGUGGUCAUUCUUUAGAUUCUAAUUGCCCUAAUUGUGCCCCCGUGGAACAUGUUUUUGAGAGCGAUAGCAACAGGUCAGCGGUGGAAAAAUUUGUAGACUAUGUACUUACCUUUAGGCCUAUGCCCACUGUUGCUAUCGCUCACAAUGCCAAAGGCUAUGAUGCGCAGUUCAUACUCGAAGAACUGUGUCAGAGGGAAGAGAAGAUCGAACCUAUUCUACAAGGUUGCAAAAUAUUGUAUGCGAAAGUUAAGGGAGUAACAUUUCUGGACUCCCUAUCCUUUAUUCCCUUCCCUCUGUCACAGUUCUCAAAGAGUUUUGGACUGCCCGAAUGCGAUAAGGGAUAUUAUCCGUAUAAAUUUAAUAUUACGGGAAACCGCUCUUAUAUUGGACCUUAUCCUCCAAUUGAUAUGUACCCAAUCGAAUCCAUGUCUUCGCAGCAAUAUGCCGAGUUUCUAGAAUGGUAUGAGCAAGUCAAAGAACUCCCCUUUGACAACCGUAAAGAGCUCAUCCAUUACUGUCGCCAGGAUGUUAAAAUUCUUAUGAAAGGAUGCCUCAAUUUCAUGUUCUCCUUUAUCGAAACCACAGGCCUAAAUCCUUUCUUGCAGGCUAUCACCAUAGCUGACGCUGUGAUGAAAGCCUACAGGAAAAAAUACCUUAUUCCCAACACCCUUGCCAUUACUCCGAAAAACAACUACAAUUCCAAUUUCCUUCAAAUGCAGAGCAAAAUUUCUUUGAAAUGGCUCGUGCAUAUGAAAGAAACUUCCAAUCCUAACAUAAAAUAUGAGGUAAAACUGCGCGGUUCUCGAUAUAUUGCAGAUGGAUAUGAUGAGGCCUCUAACACUGUGUAUAGUUUUGAGGGUUGUUUCUUCCAUGGACAUACAUGUUUUCUAAAUAGAGGACAUGCAUUCUCGAAGAGACCCAAUGAUAACAUGCAGAGUCGUUAUGAGGCUACUCUGAAACGAUUGGAUCACAUUCGACAAUUGGGGUAUAAUCUUGUUUCAAUUUGGGAGUGUGAAUUCCGUCGGAUGUUAGAAUCAGACCCUGUGCUUGCGGAGAGACUGAACAAUCAUCCUGAAGUUGUUGAUUCCGGAUUUGAUUUACGAUCAGCGGUUUACGGGGGCCGAACUGAGGUUUUCCGCACAUAUUACAAAUGUCGCCCCGGGGAUAAAAUUUAUUAUUACGACUUUACGUCACUCUACCCGUGGGCGAAUAAAUAUUCGAAGUAUUUCGUCGGGCACCCAAAAAUUAUCAAAGAUAUUCCAAGUCAGGAGGAAGUAUUAAGGCAUGAUGGUGUGGUGAAAUGCACCAUUCUCCCACCAAAAGGCUUAUACAUCCCCUGUCUUCCCUUCAGGUGCAAUAACCGACUCUUCUUCCCUCUCUGUCGUAAAUGUGCGGAAGAACUCAAUACUGAUCGAUGUCUCCAUUCAGACGAUGAGAGAUCCCUCACAGGAAUAUGGUCCAUUGAUGAAGUCCGUCUCGCUGUUGAUCAUGGCUACGUGAUCACCAAAUGCUUUGAAGUCUGGUCAUACAGAACUUCGCAAUAUAAUCGUGAGACGGGUGAACGUGGUCUUUUUGCCGAUUACGUCGAUAAUUUUCUCAAAAUUAAACAGGAAGCUAGUGGAUGGCCCUCGGGAGUUGAAUCCGAAUCCGAUAAAGAUAAUUAUAUCAGCGAAUUCUUUGAAAAUGAGGGGAUACAGCUUGAUAAAGACAACAUACGCGUUAACAAAGGCAUGCGUUCUCUUGCAAAAAUUAUGUUGAACAGUUUGUGGGGCAGAUUCAUAAUGCGGGAGAAUUUCACGAAAACUACAAUUUGUAAUUCUCCUGAGGAAUUGAAUGCACUUCUUUCAUCAGAAGCAAUUAAAAUUGUACAAUUCUACCCCGCAAGCGACAACCAAUUUAUUGUUUCAUGGAAGCACAUUCAUGAUUCUGAGCCUCCAUCGAAAUAUGUAAAUAUGGGUGUCGGAAUCUGCACCACAACCAAUGCAAGGAUCAAGUUGUAUUCCAUCUUAUCAAAGAUAGGACAUAAUAUUUUUUAUUGUGACACGGAUUCAGUCAUCUACGUAGUCCCUGCAGGGGAAGAGAAUCCUCUUUCCACUGGUAAAUUUUUGGGGGAAUUAACUGAUGAAUUGGCUGAUUUCGGUGAGGGAGCCUUCAUCGAAGAAUUCGUAAGCACAGGGCCAAAAGUCUAUGGCUUGAAAAUUUACUCCCCGUCUACAAACUCUUACUCUUAUAAAGUAGUGUGCAAGGGCAUAUCACAAAACAGGGAAGUAGCAAAAGAUAUAAAUUUUGAUAGUUUAAAAUCCUUGGUCCUCUGCGACGAUAAAGAAAUUAAAGUAACUUACCCAAACAAAAUUCAGCGUCAAAAACAUUUUAAAAUUGUAUCUGGACCCUCUUCAAAAACAACCCAAUUUACUUUCAUAAAAAGACGUUGCAUCGAGAAUAAUUACACUUUACCAUUCGGAUAUUAGGUUUUGAUUUUUAAUAAGAUUUACUUUUAUUAUUUUGUAAAUAGAUUAUCUUUCAUUAAAUAAUUUUUGUAUAUAUAUGUAGAAUAUGUUAUAAACUUUUUUGUCUAAUAAAUGAUUUAUAUAGAAAAUAAAUAUCUUUUAAUUUCCACUGAAUUGCAACGUUGGUGUUUUUCCAUUUUGAGAAGUUGAAGAAGUGAGGAAAAGACAGCAAAUAAUUUGAGAAUAAUUUUCUUUAUUUUAAAAUUAUAAAAUUACAAGUUUUCCUUAUCUAAUUUUGAGGAUGAAUUUAUUUUAUCAACAUAAAAACUUAUUUCGGUAAAUAAUCUGAAGUAAUUUAUCGGUGAACGAUUUUCUACAGGAGGUGUAAAUGAAGUAGCUUCAAGUUUAUUUACUCCUGCUAUUUUACAUGUUUGUAUAUAAUUCUCAAAAUACUGUUGAAUAUAAUUUUGAAUAGAAUGGUUAUAAAUCAAGGUAACAUUUAUGAAAUAUUUUAAGUUCAUAAGACAAUCAAAUUCUUUUUCGUUUAAGAGAAUUGUAUUUCCAUUUUGAGACAACAUUAUUGGCUUCAUAUUUUCAACUUGAAUAAAAUUAAAUUCCAAAUUUUCAAAUCUUGAGUUAAUAUAUCCAGCAUGCAUUAGGUCUGUUUCUCCAUUCUUCAGGAUAUCUCUGAUAUUCGCCUCACUCGAACACAGCAUAUUCCAUGACUUUUGGGUGAAGUAAACAGUGUCAGAUCCAAGCCAGUAGUUUGUUGCAGAAAUUUUCACUAUCGGUGUAAAUUCAUGUGUCCAGAAUCCAACAGUGACAAAAGUAGUAUUUAAGUCGUUUAGAAAGUAUGUGUAUCCAUUUAGAAUAGUCAUAUCAGACAGUAAUUUGGGUUCCUUUUCCAUAAAUGGUCCAAUGUCCAUGGAAAUUGGGUCUGCAGCUGAAUUAUGACCUGAAGUACCUUCUUCUACAUGUUCAGAUCUUUUAUUUUGAGAUUGUUUUGGUGGGAUCGCUUUUGCACUUUGUAUUUUAGUAACUUUUUUAUUCUUUUUAUUCUCCACAAUCUUUCCCAUUUUAGACUGUGUAUUACCCAUUACUUUACUCUUCGAAUUCUAAUGACAAACUGACAAAAGUCCUUAUUUGAUUUUAUUGAUAUACGUUUCUGAAGAGUUUUAGUAUUUUCCGAUCAUUUGCAUAUGUAUUUGUGCCGAAUAUUCGGAGAAAUUCGGACAUAGACUUUCCUUUUGAUCGAAAAUACGCAUACAUACAACAAUAUUGUCCACACACUGAAGAAAAAGCACCCUGAAGUUGUUUCUUAUUGUAAAUAAUUAUUUUAUGCGGGACAUGUUGUCUAAUAAAUCUUGCUAAAUAUUUAUUUCUCAGAAAACGGCCAUAUGAAUCAAAAAUUUCAACUGGAUUAUUAUCUGUAGGUAAAUAAAUCGCAAUCCAAUGUUUACCGGGAUGAUGCGAAGGGGCCGUGUUGACGAUUAUUAUAGAAGGAAAUUUGACAUUAUAUUUGGGAAGUUUGUCUAUAGGGUAAACUCCACCAAAAAUAUUUCUUGUAUGUCUGUUAUUAAGCAAUUUAGCCUUAAUUUGAAGGGUGUUCAUGGUUAAAUAAUUUAUUUUGCCAACAAUAGCACCUAUUUAUACUCAUUGUGAAAUUCGUCAAAUAAGAUUUUCAAAAUAUAGUGAAAUUGCACUCAUCAAUUAAAUUGCACACACAAGACAUUUUUUCAGUGCUGUUUCCUCCGUCUGAAGGAAUCAAAUUCUCGCGCUGAGCGAUAGCCACACACCUGCCCAUAGCGAGCGCGCGGAAAGGUCUCAUAUUGCAUUGCAUUUUUCCACACUUGGACACUGCGGAGGAAAAAGAUUAUGAAGAAUCUCACCUAAAAUUUCACUCACUGCAUAGGAAAGACCUCUGACAAAUCUUCUAUCAUGCCAGGAGUGGUAUAAUGGAUAAGGUAUUGGACUCGCAACCGAGAGGCCGCGUGAUCAAUUCCCAUGGAUGGCAGAUCUUUUCUCAUAUAAUUUAUAUAAGCAGAAAAAAAUUACAUGAGAAAGAGUCCACCAAAGUAAUUUCCGUUAAUUUAAAAUAUUCAAAAUGUCCAUCAAAAAGCGUAAUAUCAAAAAGUUUUAAAGUUCUAAAAAGUUCAAGAUGGCCGUCUCAAAGCUCACAAAAAGUUCAAUAUGGACUCUGAAACUAUUUACAUUCAAACUCUAAAACUCCGUGACGUCACUAACAGCAUUCUGCUCCAUAACAUCAUAGUGCUCAAUCACAUCAUAGUGCUCAAUCACAUCAUCGUGCUCAAUCACAUCAUCGUGCUCAAUCACAUCAUUGUGCUCCAUAUUCACUUAAAAUUUAAGUUAAAAAUCAAAAAUGUGAGGAGCGGGGAGGGGGGAGCGGGGGCGGGGGGGGGGGGCAGCGGAUUGGCCUGAUGGUAGCACAUCGACCAGAGCCCCCACCCCACCCUCUGUGACGUCGCCAACAUCAUCGUGCGCAAUCAUGACGUCAGCCACAUCAUUCUGCGCGCACGCCCAUUUGAAUCAGCGACUAUGCUAU